AAUUAUUGAACGAAGCAACAAGUUGUUGUCUCGGUCACUCGUGAUUUUCACUAAACAUUACUUUGUACUAUUGCUUUUGAACUUUCUAUAUGUUAUUUUCCAAAAUACCCACACACAUCAAAAUACAUCCAGCUUGUUUCUUAAAAUCUUUUAUUUAUUAAACUAUUUUUUAUUUAUUUUAGCAAUUCUUGGACCUAUCUACUAUAUAACCCAUUGACUGAUUCAUGCAUAUAUAUAUAUAUAUAUAUAUAUAUAUAUAUAUGAGGACCAACAUCGAUUAAAAUUUGUUUUCAAUGUUUUAUUUUAUUUUUAUUUUUUUUGAAAGCAAAUAAUAGUUUAUCGUAUACCAUGUUUUAUUUUUCUCUUAUAUAUAUAUUUAUUUUUGUCGACUAUUUUUGUCUUAUAUAUAUGUGCAUAUAUCAUACAUAGGGAGACUCUGAUAAGUUAUCUCUGUGAUUACGACUAAGAUAACUAGGAGAGAAAAAUUAUCUCUUAUCUAUUCGCCUGUUCAUUCGUCAUUGUCGUGGCUAAAUGAUUUAUAUAGUAGUUUUUAUUUUUGUGUUUAUUGGAAUAAUUACUAAAUUAUUAAAUACGAAAAUGUCGUUUUGUUCUAGUUUUGACUAUUCAAUUAGCAUAUUAAACGUGAAUUGAUGUCUGGAGAGAGCUUAAUAUAGCUGUCGAGAAAGCUACAACUAUCUCUAAUUUAACGUGUAACUUGGCCAACUGCAUCUGAUGUAAUAGUUUUAUUUAUAGACCAAUAACAUAAUCGUUCAUAUAGCCGUCGACUUCUAUUGGUGAUUAUUAAUUACACACUCGGUUAUAACUUAUAAUUGGUUUGUUCUUGGACGGCCGAUGGAUAUACUUAGUUCACCAUAUUAAUUACUAGGAACAAACAAAACAUUUCUAAACCAAGGUCUUUAUGUUUCUGGUUGUAGAGUGAAAGCAAAAACUAAUAACCACUAAACAAAGGUGUGUUCGCAUGGGUUGCUCUCUGUCAAAGAAGAAGAAUGCAAUACGACCACCGGGAUAUGAGGAUCCUGACCUUCUUGCAUCCGUUACGCCAUUUACCGUAGCAGAAGUGGAGGCUUUGUAUGAACUGUUCAAGAAGCUAAGCAGCUCAAUUAUCGACGACGGUCUUAUUCAUAAGGAAGAGUUCCAGCUGGCUUUAUUCAGAAAUAGGAACCAGAAGAACCUUUUCGCUGAUCGGAUAUUUGAUGUAUUUGAUGUGAAGCGAAAUGGAGUGAUCGAAUUUGGUGAAUUUGUCAGGUCUUUAGGUGUCUUCCAUCCAAAUGCACCUGUCCAUGAAAAGAUCAAAUUUGCUUUCAACUUGUAUGACUUAAGGCAAACUGGAUUCAUCGAACGAGAAGAAUUGAAAGAGAUGGUAAUCGCGCUUCUUCACGAAUCUGAACUUGUUCUUUCCGAAGAUUUGAUCGAAGUAAUGGUGGAUAAGGCGUUUAUGGAAGCUGAUCGCAAGAAGGACGGGAAAAUUGAUCUAGAUGAAUGGAAAGAGUUUGUGUCCAUGAAUCCGUCGCUCAUCAAGAACAUGACUUUGCCUUAUCUAAAGGACAUAAAAGGGACGUUUCCAAGUUUCGUUUCAUCUUGUGAAGACGAAGAAUUGGAGUUGCAAAACCUAUAGAUUUCUAAGUGAAUUCCAUGCAUAUUGCAGAUAAAGAACGAUCAAAAGACUCAGCUUCUAGACUUCUUCUUAAUCUUUGGAAAGUUUUGUAACAAAAUUGUAAAGAGGACUAUAAGCUAGGAUUUGAAAUUGGCUGUAACAAACCAAUCUCGAUAAUGAUGUAUAUUGUCUUGUGUAUAUAUUUGCAUACCUUGCUAGCUUAAAUACUUCUAUGUGGAACAAAUGAACUUCCAUUUUCACACAGAGGAAUAAUUUUAAAAUACUUUAUUAUUAUUCGUUUUAGUGAUGUACAUACAACAUAUAAUCUCAAGUUUAAGGAGGUAAAGUGCAAUUUUGUUAGAGUCGGUAUGAAGCCACAAAGGUAUGUGAUGGGAGUUCUUAGCGAAAUAUAAGAAGUUUUAAGAACAUGAUUAACGAGAGUUCUUAACGAAAUAUAAGAAACCCGAACUUUCACUAAUUAUGCUCAAACAAUAAGAAAUCUAACCAAUAGUGGGGGUGGGGGAG
Molecule: messenger RNA, 2140 nt
Organism: Brassica napus (rape)
Lineage: Eukaryota; Viridiplantae; Streptophyta; Magnoliopsida; Brassicales; Brassicaceae
Product: calcineurin B-like protein 4
Exons: 8
Coding region: 980-1636 (218 amino acids)
Biological process (GO): calcium-mediated signaling
Molecular function (GO): kinase binding; calcium ion binding
Source: RefSeq, a predicted model, not a curated record